Helicoverpa zea (corn earworm) is the source of this 898-nucleotide messenger RNA. RefSeq names its product cold and drought-regulated protein CORA-like. Bases 71 to 757 code for a protein of 228 amino acids. The record is from RefSeq and is a predicted model, not a curated record. The transcript has a single exon. NCBI's taxonomy places the organism in Eukaryota, Metazoa, Arthropoda, Insecta, Lepidoptera, Noctuidae.
UUCAACGACUGUUACGUGCCAUAAACUAGUCGACGGCUUUACUUGAUAGUCCUACAGUUUUUUCCUCAAAAUGAGAAUUUCGUGCAAACGUUCCGGCUCAGAAAUGUGUGAUUUUUCUGCUCUAAGUACAGAGAAACAAGAGCUAGUUAAAAUGUUCGUUGAUUAUUUGCAAUCGGAUACACUUAAACACCAUGGGCAUGGCCAAGGGCAUCAUGGUCACCAUGGGAGGUUUGGAAAGGAUGGUCAUGGAAAGUUUGGACAUUUUGGUAAGCAUGGCAUGCAUGGUGGACGGCAUGGGCCCCAUAGCAUGCAUGGUGGACGGCACGGGCCUCAUGGCCAUUGCAGGCCCCAUGGACUCCGUGGGCACCACGGUCACGGCGGUCAUGGUAGGCCGCAUGGUCACUGCCACCGCGGCCGUCACGGUCUACAUGGUAAACACGGGAAGUUCUGGGCGCAGUGGACCGUUGACCUAACUGAGGAGUCUGAUGACUCUCAAAAUAUGGUGGAGACUGGCCGCAAUCCAUCUCCACCUCCUGCUGAGACAACCGAUCAGGGAGCAGAAGGCAACAACACUGAUAACUGCAAAUGUUCCCGAUUCGGACGUAGACAUGGAGGCCGUUUUGGUAAAUGGAAGCUGCAAAAGAAAAACCAAGUACCAGUCGCCGAGAAUUCUUCCCAGACAGAGGAUAAUACUGACAAUACACAGGAAAAUCUAACCGAAAUGGUGGAAAACAUCAACAUUGAUAUUACUGAAUGAAACAAUUGAAGGUCGUGAAGACAAUGGGACGCACUUGACCAAUCAGUGACGCCAGGGUUUUUACCUUAAGAUAAUGAUACUAUAUUUGGUGUAGGUAACAUUUUAUUUCCUUUUUUCUCUUGUUUAUUUUAGAUGAUAAAC